AUGGAGGCGGCAGUCGAUCUGGCGCCACAUGUGAGACCGAUGAUGGCACAGCAUCGCUCGACCAUAGCCAUGCUACGCACGCAACUUGAGAUUUUGCCAGAUGUGGCGGCCGAGCUGGAGGAGCAAACGACAGAAUCGGAGCGCGUCAGCAGACUGGAUCAAGUUGCGCGUGACAUGAUCGAUAUGCUCAUGGAGGCCGAGACACGUUUGCAAAUCUUGGAAGAGCUCGGAACCUCCAUGUCAAGCAGUCAGACUACAUCUUUAGCAGAUACGUAUGGCGAGCGCGUUCAAGCCAAGAUGGACGGAUACCAAGCACAAACGGCGCGACAGCGGUAUGCCCGGCACCCCGCCUAUAUCGAGUUCAGGUCGCGUGUCUGGGAAGUAUCUCAUCAAGGUGCGAUGCCACCCUUAGUAGACCUUCUUCCGAGGGAGCCGGGUGACGAUGACGUGGCUGCUACGCCCGCGGGCGAGGACGAGGAAGACAUUGUGGUAGGCGGCGCCGUGCUGCAGCUCCGAUGUCCGCUGACGGCCCAUCUUUUGCAGGAUCCUGUGGUCAAUACGACAUGCCAGCAUGCCUAUUCUCGCGAAGCCAUUUCUUUGUACAUGUCUGAGAACCGCACCCGCAGUGGAUCUGUGCAAUGCCCCGCCACAGGAUGCACGGCCAGUGUUACCCGGUCUACGCUGCAAGAUGCACCGGCGUUGAAACGUCGCGUAGAACGCUACGAACGCCACCAGCUGCGUCUGGAGGAGCAGCGACGCACGCAACUCGGCACCACAACUCUGUUGGACUAA
Messenger RNA from Malassezia restricta, 792 nucleotides. RefSeq names its product zinc finger protein. The record is from RefSeq and is a predicted model, not a curated record. The transcript has a single exon. Gene Ontology annotation, molecular function: zinc ion binding; SUMO ligase activity. Gene Ontology annotation, cellular component: Smc5-Smc6 complex; nucleus. Lineage: Eukaryota; Fungi; Basidiomycota; Malasseziomycetes; Malasseziales; Malasseziaceae. Bases 1 to 792 code for a protein of 263 amino acids. Gene Ontology annotation, biological process: protein sumoylation; double-strand break repair via homologous recombination.